Molecule: messenger RNA, 2391 nt
Organism: Cordyceps militaris CM01
Lineage: Eukaryota; Fungi; Ascomycota; Sordariomycetes; Hypocreales; Cordycipitaceae
Product: Tetrapeptide transporter, OPT1/isp4
Exons: 8
Coding region: 1-2391 (796 amino acids)
Biological process (GO): transmembrane transport
Molecular function (GO): oligopeptide transmembrane transporter activity
Source: RefSeq, a predicted model, not a curated record
AUGGGUUUCGCAAGCAAAUUCAAGACCAAGAGCACCGUCUCGGAAGUCGCCUCUGGCGUCGACCGCACCGAGAGCAACCCCCAAAAUGAUGUCGCCCACGCCGACUUCCACCUUCGCCGCAUGAAGGAUCAGCAUCGAUGGGAUCCCUUCAUGGACCACGAAAAGAUUGACAGUGUCGAGAGAGCCAUUGCCUCUGGCGACCCCGAAAAGGAGGCCGCCGUCGAAGAGUCCAUCCUCCACGACGAUUCGCCCUAUCUGGAAGUCCGCUCCUCGGUCAAACCUACCGACGACCCGAGCGAGUAUGUCGAUACCGUUCGUGCCUGGGUCAUUGGCUUCGUCAUCUGCACCGUUGUCGGCUCCAUCAACGUCCUCCUCUACGAGCACUACCUCAUGGUCUCCAUCACCAGCUCCGUCGUGCAGCUGAUUGCCUACCCCCUCGGCACUUCCUGGGAAAGGUUCAUGCCAAAGGCGAGAAUCUUUGGCGUCGAGCUGAACCCGGGCCCCUUCAACAAGAAGGAGCACACCCUCAUCACCAUGAUGGCUGCCGCCGGCACAACCAUUAGCUACUCCAUCUCCAUCCUCAUUGCCCAGCAAAUCUUUUACGGCCAGACCUGGGGAUGGGGCUUCCAGAUCCUCUUGAUCAUGUCCACCCAGGCCAUGGGCUUUGGGCUGGCCGGUGUUAUGCGCCGCUUCUUGAUUUGGCCCGCUGCCAUGGUUUGGCCCGCCGUUCUCAUCACUUGCUCCGUCAUGGACGGUCUGCACUCUCGAGGUAGCGCAGAGCCCGUCCACGGAUGGACCAUGGGUCGAUACAAGUUCUUCAUGGUUGUGGCUGGCGCUACGUUUAUCUGGUCUUGGAUUCCCAACACCAUUGCCCCAUUCGUUGGAAGCAUUGGACUGUUCCCCACGUGGAUUGCCCCCAACAAUGUUGUGGUCAACCAGGUCUUUGGUGGCCGAAAUGGUCUGGGCUUCAUUCCUGGCACUCUUGACUGGAGCGGCGUUGCCGGCUUCUUUGGCAACCCGAUGCAGUUCCCCUCCUUUGCCCUGUGGAACAGCCUCUUUGGCGCGCUCCUCAUCCUCGUCUGCGGUUACGGCGUGGCCUAUGGCGGUGCUGAAUUUUACCGCUACCUCCCGCUGAGCGCCAACAAGAACUUUGAUCACUUUGGCAAGGUAUACAACACGACGCGGAUUCUGAACAAGGACCUGACGCUCAACGUGGCCGCAUAUGAAGCCUAUUCGCCGCUGUUGAUUGGCCCCGUCUUCACCAUGGCCUAUGCGUUGGGAUUCGCCGCUCUCAUGUCCACCGUCGUUCACGUUGCUCUCUUCUACGGAAAAGACAUCUGGAAACGCACCAAGAAUUCCAAGUACGAAGAGCCCGACGUGCACCUGAGGCUUAUGAGGAAGUAUCCCGAGGUUCCUGAAUGGUGGUUCCUGUCAGUCUUUGUCGUUUCCUUUGCUUUCGCCUUGACUGCCUCUCUGGUUUGGGACACCAAACUCACGUGGUGGGGUUUCAUCUUGUGUGUCCUUAUGGGUGUCGUCAUGAUCCUCCCUGUUGGCAUCAUCCAAGCCAUUACGAGUCAGCAAACCGGCCUCAACAUCAUCACCGAGUUCAUUGUCGGAUACAUGCUUCCCGGCAGACCUGUUGCGAUGAUGCUGUUCAAGAGCUGGGGCUACAUGCUCAUGGCCAACGGCCUCAACUUUGUGGCGGAUAUGAAGGUCGGACACUAUAUGAAAGUCCCUCCCAGAUCCAUGUUCCGUGCCCAGUUCUUCGCCGUUGUUUGGCUCUCGCUUGUCCAAAUCGCGACGUUCAACUUUCUUGUGGGCAAUAUCCCCGAGUUUUGCUCUGACGAACAAAAGCAAGGCUUCACUUGUCCGGGCGCCCGUACCUUCUUCAACGCCAGUGUCAUUUGGGGUGUCGUUGGCCCCAAGCGCAUGUUUGGCCCUGGCGCUCUCUUUGCCUGGAUAAACUGGUUCUGGUUGAUUGGUUUUGUAUGCACCUUCGCCCACUGGCUGGUUGCCAAAAGAUACCCCCACAGCAUCGCCCGCUACAUCUACUUCCCCGCCAUCUUUAGCAUUGGCGGCAUGAUCCCUCCCGCGACGCUCUGGAACUUGACCAACUGGCUGCUUGUCGGCUGCCUGUUCAACAUUUGGAUCAGGUACAAGUACAAGAGCUGGUGGUCCCGGUACACGUACGUCAUGGCCGGUGCGCUCGAUGUGGGCAAUGCCCUUUGUAUCGUCUUGUUCGCCUUGGGUCUGGGACUGUCGGCCAAGUCGUUCCCCGAGUGGUGGGGCGUUACUGUUGUUGACCACACCAUCGACGCGACGAGAAAGGCAACGGCGAGGCCCCCUCUGCCAGCUGGUCAAUUUUUCGGACCACCUGCAGGCAGUUGGUAG